AUGCGAGGUUUGUAGUUUUCUUUUUCAAAGACAUUAGUUCUUAUUCACUUUUAAUUUUUUUAAAUUUAUGAAACGAAACCAGCUCCUAGGAAUCGGAACUGAAAUUGAACACAUUUUGAAACGGCCAUUUAAACCUAUCAUGAAUUUCGUGCACUGGCUAUAAUGAAAAUUGCAUUCUGUUUUUUCAAGAUUCUACUCAAUAUGAAACUGGAAUGCUGAUCGUUUCCCCCAAAACUUCUACGAAUGCCGAGAUCAAUCUGGAUAUGUUCUGUUCGGGACCACUCAUACCUGAAAUGGGGUCAGUUCUAAUGGUAGGAAUGAAGUGAGGCUUUGUCUUUGGUUUUUCGAUUGAGUUCACCAUAAAUAGAACUGAAAAUGAUUUGGUUGGCACCAAUGUUUUUAAGAACCAUAAAACAGUAAAUGCUGAUUUCUUUGGUAUGAAACUUUUUGAAGAAUAAGUUGAAAUUGAGAUAGGAACUGUUUUUCAGACAGCUACCAGUUUAUUCCGAUGGUCGAACCAACACCGUUGAUAGGCGCGACCAUCCGCCACAUGAACCAACUGGCACAACAGAAGUGUUGACUUUUUAUCCCACAUUAGAAGAAUUUCGAGAUUUUGUUGGUUACGUGAAGAAAAUUGAGUCGGUCGGUGCUCACACUAAAUGCGGAAUAUGCAAAGUUUGAAGUGGUUGUUUGCUUUCUUUAGAGAAAUAAAUUUCAGAUUGUACCGCCGGAAGGUUGGACGCCCAGACCGACGCUAGGAAAUAGUUUUUCUGAUCUUGAAGAUUUUGAAAUAAAUAGGUAAUUUCAUCUUGUUUUUUUUUUCAAAUCAGAAAAAAGUCAUUUGCAGCCCCGUCAAGGAGACUAUUGAAGGCCGCUCUGGCGUUUUUAUGAAGCAGAAUCGUGUGUACAGAAAGAAAAUGACCGUGCGCGACUUUAGAAAGUUGGCACAAUCGGCGACCUUCAAAAAUCCCAAGCCCCAUCUCAGUGGAAUCGACUUAGAAACGUAAGUUUCGUAUCAAAUUAAAUUAAAUUUCAAAAUUUACUUUCGCGUUCAAUGGAAGAAGAGAUUGCUAAUUUGGCACUAGACAAGGCGUCGCAAAAAGAAUGUUUUCCUGGGAUUUUUUAUUACUUCAUUUAAAAAGCCAUGUCAAAUAUGACUUACUUUCUUUUUUUCUGUUAAACUUUUUUUUAGGUUUUUAUUGCGGCAAAACUUACACAUGAUAGCUCAUUCAGAAGAAAUUUCCAGAGAAUUUUUCAAAAACAUCAACUUUGGAGAGCCAAUUUACGGGGCUGACACAGAAGGCAGCAUUUACGAAGAAAAUGUCGACGAGUUUAAUAUGAACCGAUUGAAAACGAUCCUGGACGACACAAAAAUCGACGGGAAGGUUUUUUGUUUGCUUAAAAUUUUAUAAUUUUUCAUUUUCUCUUUGAAGGUUAUAAAAGGUGUCAAUACAGUUUACCUGUACUUUGGAAUGUACAAAACGACUUUUUCCAUGGCAUGCCGAAGACAUGGACCUUUAUUCUAUCAAUUAUUUGCACCAUGGCGCGCCGAAGGUAACUUUAAAUUGUUUUAUUAAAUCAUAAGUUUGGUAGUCACAAUCUGAUCCUAGAUUGUUUUUUUGGAAUUUUCAGAGAAAAAUAUACUGAUUUCCUUAAUUUUUUUGAAUACGACUAGCUUUUUUUCAAUUUUAUUUUUUUAUGAAAAAAAUUUAGCGUCUCCAAAAAAACUCCAAAAAUAGAAAUAGAAUAGAGAAAAUGACCAGAAAAGAGAUUUUUUUCUGUUUCAUUUACAAAUGUUUUUGUUCGCCAUUCCGCAAUCUGCACGACAAUACAAAAAAAUAAAACAUUAAAACAAUCAAAUAAAUCAAACAGCUGAUCUGUGGAAACGGCUGGAGGAAAAAGAUUUUUUUCAAUUAAGUUAUUAUCGAAUUAGGAUUUUCAUUUGCUUUCUGUUUGACGGUCUUUUUGGAAUUUAAUAAAGAUUACAGUAAUAAACGAGUUGAUGAACAUGCUAAUUUUUCUUGUCGUAUGACUUUUUUUUAUUACGUGAAGUUUAGUAUUGGUUCGCGAUUUCUUCGGAGUCUGCCGAUCGAUUCGAACGACUUAUGAUCCAACUCUUUCCAGAAUACAACUCUUCUUGCAAUGUAAGGACUAUUCGAUUAUCCAUUUUUUUUUAAAUUUUUUUUUCCAGGCUUUUUUGCGUCACAAACACUUCAUCAUAACUCCAUCAUUACUGCGAGCUCAUAAUAUCCCAUAUGGGACCAUGAUUCAACGUCCAAAUGAGUUCAUUAUCACGUUUCCCAAGGUUUUUUUGGGCUGCAAACUUGGAAAAUAGGACUUUCAGGGCUAUCACAUGGGUUUCAAUACGGGUUAUAACAUUGCCGAGUCAACCAAUUUCGCUAUGGACCGAUGGAUUGAUUUUGGGAAAAACGCGCCGCUGUGCAACUGUAGGCCGGAUAGAGUGGAGAUCGAUAUGAGGGUGUGAUUUGAAUCGUUUUCAGUGAGGAGUUUCUCAUUUUUGCAGCCUUUUAUGAAAAAAUAUCGUCCCGACGAAUACGAACAGUGGUACAACUAUUGGUAUGAGCCGCGAACUGUGGCCGUUGUCGAUUCAGAGAGGAAGAAAUGUAUUUAUUUCUUUGGAUUCACUUUUGAGUUUCUAAGAUCAUUUUUAUUCAUCGCUUGCUUGGAGAAAAAGCAAAUUAACAGUAUAAAAUGGGAAAUUUACAAAAACAAUAAAUUUACGAAAUCGAAAAGUUUUUUUAUUUAAAAAUAGGUUGAUAUAAAAAAAGCUUUUGACUAGCUAGGUUAAAGAAAAAUAGAACAAAGGACACUUCAGGUUUUUUUACUUCACGCUCGCGCGGAGAAAAACUUCCUUCGUUUAUGUGCUAUUUUAGAACGUUAGAAGCUUUUUUUGUCUUUUUAUUUGACUUUUUUUUGAUCAUUCAUUUUUUUUUUGGAUGAAAACAUUUCAUUUCAAAAAGAAUUUUUUCGGAGUUCAUGUUCGUCUAAACUUUUUUUCGUACUCUACUGGUCUUCAAAAUGUUGGCUCAAGCUAGCGGUGAAUAAUUUGAAUAUAAUGGUUUAAAAGCGAGUGUUGCAGCAAUACAAAAGCGUAAGAUCCCGAAGAAAGAGCUGGAAAGUAUGGGUCGGGAAAUAGUCUCGAAGAGAAGGAGAAGAGAGUUAACGCGGUCGGCGCCUCAAACGGGUGAGCAGGAUUCUCUCGUCAAGGUUGCAAGUGGGCACGACGAUCGUUCGUUUGAGCAUGUGUCUGUGGACCGGCGAACCGAUUUCGAUGUUCGUCCAAAUUUCCUCUUUUUUUUUCUCACUUGCACUUUGCAACUUUUCGCCACGGCAUGGUCGGGACCAUAUAUUUUUUGACAAACUCAUUUUCGUUCGAAAGAUCCCUACCUGCCUCCACUUGUCAGUGUUCUAAUUUUUGCUUUUUUUUUCUCAGAGCGUCGUCGCCUUCCUGUUAUUUCUUUUUAUUUUUACGCCCAGUCCUUCUUUUCACCUCGAAAACUUCCUCCUAUAGAGCUGUGUCCUUUUGUUCAAUCGAAGUAGAACCAUUCAUCAGCUGGAUCUCACCCCAGCCUUUUGCGCGCGAAAAAACUUUAAUAUUCACUGAAAUAGGCCACAUUUUCGGGGGAUAGGCCUCACCCCGGGGUGGGAUCCAGCCAACGUAUGAGUAGGAAUUUACAUCAAAUACAAAAUUUGAGUUUACUUCAAUGCUUUAUUCACGCAAAAGAAGCAUUUUCACUGGCAACUGUAAUGUUUUCUGGGAAUCGGCUUAAUUACUCAUCGAUAUUCUAAAAACCCGAAAAUUCACUAGAUCUCAAAUUCGAUUUUUCAGCACUUUUACAAUGAAAUCACAAAAUUCGGAGCGUUCUUUUCUGGCGACAUUUGGUAUCAUACCUAUUACACCCCAGAAUAUUUGAAAAAAUUUCUGAAUUCUAAAGUUUUGAGAGUGAUUUCACCUGUCAUUGUUUUUUUUUUCGAUUUUCCACUUUUAAUUAAUACCUCAUUUCUAAGCCAAGUUGCUUCCCGGAUCAGUUCAUGUGUCGAAUAUAGUGUCAUGUCCAACUUGUGCCAGAUUCACUGAUUGCAGAUCUUUUCCGGAGUUAUUUCUCGAUUCUUUCAGACUAUUCAUCAUCUGGCACUCCGUCGUCACAGGAUUCCGACGAAACGCUAUUCCCCGAGUCGUUAGCCUCCACUUCCAGCAGCUCUUCUCUUGUCGCCAACGACGCUUUUUCUAAUUACGAUCUCACCUGUUCCAUUGAUUUUGAGCCGGAUUCUGAUCUUUUGCGACAGAAUUUUCAAAAGUUUGGUGGGUUUCUUUCUAAAAAUAAUAAAAUUAGCGCCGAAUUUCUAGGAGAUUUACACGCCUUUACACCGUACAACUUGUUUACCGAAAAAAAGUACAACGAAACGUCUUCACAAUUUUGGCCCCAUUGCGCAGUCUGCUCUUACUUCCAGCCAAUCCAUAUGCGGCCUCGAACAAACCAAUGCCCUUCCAGGUUUCGAAUGAUGCAAGUUUUUAAUGAAAAUGCGGAUGUUUUCAGUUCCAAACGGCUGAUGAAGGACUUGUGUUUCUCCAAAAGAAACAAAGUUGUUGCCGACGGAGAGGAACCCACAGAAGAUGUCUUGAUCACUUGUGAAAAUUGCCGGGUUACUGUACAUCCGAGAUGUUACAACGGACAACGUCCCAAGAACAGUUACUGUUUUUCCAAUUCGAAAACUCUAUCAUGAAAAAUAUUGGCCUAGUGAUUUGAAAAAAAAAUUAUCUCGUUUUUGAUGUGAUUCUAAAAAAUGACUAUCUUAAGUAUAAAAGCCAGUUGAGAAAGAUUAUCUACAGUAGAAAAUCAUCUCUUUCGGAGAGUUUCUUGACAGUUUUCUUGCUCAUCCAGCUGCAUACUGCCCAAAAGAAAAUACUUGAGGUUCAAGCUGAAAAGAUGGACGACGAUAUCCAUUUUUGCAACGAAAUGAUAGUUUUUUCUAGUUUCAGGCGCAAAAUGGCUGUGUAUGAGAUGUCGUGCCAGGAGCGACGUCGCCAUUCGAGCCACUUCCUGCGCUUUCUGUGAAAUGCGGGCCGGCGCCUUUAUCCCCUGCACUGUAGGAAGCGACCGCGGCUUCGCUCACGUCAUUUGUGCGAUUUUCAACAGGUAUUUCUAUUGACUCUUUAUUUAUAAGUUUUCUGCUUUUCAGGUUGACUUAUUUCGACCAAGGCAGCUGUCCCAAGUCCUGCUUUGUAUAUCCGCCGCCCAAACAAGGAAAUCUUACUCCGAGGUUUUUUUUUUCAUUAGUUAUCAGGAUUAUCCAUUUUUCGGAAAAAAAUCCACAGUGGGUUUCUCUUUUUUUCAGUGUAAUAGUUUUCAAAAUUUUCAUGUAUAUUUCCUUGUCAUAACUUUUGAAAUGAUUUUACUAUCCAGAACCCAACUACCACUUCACUACGUCAUGGAAUAUGGGAAAGAGCACGAACGAGCCAAAUUUGAGUGCGAAGUGUGUCGAACCAGCCGAGAAGGACUCAUCCCUUGCACCAAUUGCUUCGAGGUCUCUUAUUUCAUUUCUGGACGGAAAAGAGUAAUUCAGACAAGAUUUGAAAUUCUGCUUCUUAUUCGAAGUUCUCGCAAAAGUGCUGUUCAAAGUUUUUUGAUAUUGUGAAAAACGAUUUUAAGAGAUCAAUUAUUGAAGUGAAAUUGGUUGAAAAGGGGAUUUUUUAGGAAGCUCAGCUGCUAGAGGCGUUCCAAGUGCCAACUUUGGCCCACGUGACUUGUGCUCGACAGGUUGGAUUUUUCCUGGAGCAGAGAGAUUUCCCAAAAGUCGCCGUGAUGGUGUGCGAUCGGCACAAAAACCUCAACUCGAUUGAUUGUGAGGCUUUUUCGAUUUUCGUAACUAUUGAAACUUCCAGCUGACAAUUUAUCGCCGAUCAAACCCGGAGAAGAGGUUCUCUACAGCGAAGGAGCUUCGUUAGAGCGUUGCUCUGUGCUGAGCGUUAUAGUGAAGCAUAACGCCGUGGUAAGCACCAAUCUCGAUUCUUUUUUUUCUAUUUCCAUGAAUUGUCCCUUUCAUGAGAUUUCGAGUAGACGAAUGCGAGAAAAAUCUCUGAAAUUUUUUUUUUCCAACCUAUCUUUUACUAUUAGUCCUCAGAAACUUAUAACGGGACGAAGCUGUAAGUUUAAGAGAACAGUAAAGAGGCGCAAAGCCACUCGAGUGAUUACUUUAUCGCUCAAACUUUCGAUUCACGGCAAAUAUAGUGUAUUAAGAUUUUGAAUAUCAAGUCGUCGCUCAAGCUCCGCCUCUAAUGGUGGGGUAAACCAAUUAGAAAGCGAGCCACCUAUAUAGCCUUUCUGAAUGACGUCAUUUUACUUGAAUAUUAAAAUCUGAACAGACUAAAGUUUUCGGCAAGCGUUAACGUUGUCUGAGUGAGCUCUCAACUUUGCGAUCACUAUGAAAAUCUUCUUUAUUUUGACCAGAAUUUGAAGAUUCAAUCUAUGAAAAAUUAGGUGAAUUUUACUUUCACAUUUUAUUUUUUUAGGUCGAGUUUUGUGACGGCUCAAUAACCCGAGACUUGAGCCUCACCGACAUUAUCAGUUGCGAUUGCAUCCAGUGUGAUAAGGUUCAACAUCAGCUAGGCAGCAAGGUAUUCUGAAUAUUUGUGAUAAAUUCAAAUAACUAUCUAUUUCGUUCAGCUGAAAGUGCAAUGGGAAGAAAAUACACUGUAUGAUGGGUUUUUCCGCGGCAUUUGUUCCACCAAAGAUUAUAAGGUUCCUUUUUAUUUUUGCGAAAAAAAAGUUUGAAAAAUCUUUUUACUUUUCCAGGUUCGCUUUUCUAACGGCACUGUCAAUUCGUUUUGCCGCUCAAAGUUAUUCUCGACCAACGACGACAUUUCUCCGCAAAUGCGUCGAAUUCUCUCUUCCAGUUGA
Messenger RNA from Caenorhabditis auriculariae, 6920 nucleotides. The record is from the annotation of a GenBank genome assembly. Lineage: Eukaryota; Metazoa; Nematoda; Chromadorea; Rhabditida; Rhabditidae.